Ornithodoros turicata is the source of this 1884-nucleotide messenger RNA. RefSeq lists its product as uncharacterized. Gene Ontology annotation, biological process: regulation of transcription by RNA polymerase II. The transcript has a single exon. Gene Ontology annotation, cellular component: nucleus. Lineage: Eukaryota; Metazoa; Arthropoda; Arachnida; Ixodida; Argasidae. The coding region runs from base 1 to 1884 and encodes 627 amino acids. Gene Ontology annotation, molecular function: protein dimerization activity. The record is from RefSeq and is a predicted model, not a curated record.
AUGGGGCGUGAAAGGACCAAUCCUGUCCGAAAAUACUUCGUGUACGACAGACAGAGCAACGUUUCCUUAUGUCAGAUCGACAACUGCAACUUCAAUAUGAAGGGGGACCAUGCAGCGAAUCUGGAACGGCAUAUUCAGCGAAAUCAUCCCGACAUAUACAGUUCACAUGCUCUCACGAAAUCAAGUUCUAGCAAAAGAGGACUCUCCCAAACUGAAGACUCGCCUAACAAAAGACAAGCUUGUCAACCAACGCUACUAAAUGUUUUGGAAGGCAAAGGCGCCAAGCCAAAAGUUUCGAAGAAACAAAUUGUCACCGCAUGUGUUGAGUUAGUUGUCAAAAACGGGCGUCCGUUUCAGCUGAUGGAAGACUCUGGAUUCAGAAAACUUUUGGAUCCACUGAUAGAAAUUGCCGGCGGACGUUUUGCGAUAAACUCUAAAAGCAUCCGUGCACAGGUUUGUGAGACAGCCGCCAAAACAAGGCAACGUAUCACCGAAGUGUUAAAGGAUCGUCUUAUCAGCCUAAAGAUCGAUUGUGCUACGCGUCUUGAUCGGGCUAUCUUGGGGGUUAACGCGCAAUAUGUUGAAAACGGGAGGGUGGUGGUUCAGACGCUAGCCAUGAAGGAACUCUAUGAGCGACAUACAGCUGAAUACAUUAAACUUCAGGUGCAAGAGGUGCUUGCGGGAUACAAGAUUGAGAUGACGCAAAUUUAUAGCGUGACCACCGACAAUGGCAGCAAUAUGCUGAAGGCCGCUACUUUGUUGAGCGAUGUUCCCGACGAUGUCAGUGACGAAGAGGACAAAGAGAGUUCGUUUGACGAUAUUUCAGAUGUCAUCGUUGAAGAAGUAAACUUCAGCAGUGGACACCAUGAUUCUUUGCAAUUCCAAAGCAUCCGCUGUGCUGCGCAUACAUUACAGCUGGCGGUAAACGACGCCCUAAAAGAGAAGACAUCUGUCGAGAUCAUAUCCAAAUGCCGUAAGAUUUGUAAGAAACUUCGGACACAAACCCUCAUGUCGCUCAUCCGGAAGCUGAAGCUUAAGAAGCCAGUGUUGGACUGUCCCACACGCUGGAUGUCCACCGUAGCUAUGCUUCGCCGUCUAUUGGAGCUGAGAGGUUUUUGUGCGGAUAUGUUCACUGAGGAAACAGAAUUUUUUCUUGCAGAUGAAGAUUGGAACUUGGUACAGAUAAGUAUUGAGACGUUGACUCCCGCUGAAGAAGCCACCAAAAGGUUACAGUUAGAACAGCUAACCCUAGGUGAAUUCUAUUCUAUCUGGAUAUCGUGCAGGGAAAAAACUGCGAAGAUGUCAUCGGAAUUAUCAUUUCGUGUCGUUGCAGCCAUGCGAUCAAGGGAGACUUGCUUGGUGGGGAGUGAGUUGUUUUGCGCAUCAGUUUUCAUGGACCUCAGGUAUCAUUUACUUCUGUCCGAAGACCAAAAGAAUACCGCGAAGUUACAUCUUACGAAGCUAUGGAAACGCCUGGCAGCACCUGCACGUCAACGAAGCAAACGUAGCCCAGGGGACUUGGAGAGCCUCUCUCUGGAUAAAGAGGACUCAGUGGAUGAUGAGGUUGAGAUGAUGUUGAGAGAAAAGGAUGUUGUGCGUGCUACAGCGACGUCAGUUCCCUGCAUAUCAACAUUUCUAGAACAUUUACAACUAAAACCAAGGAUCAGCAGAGACACAGAUAUUCAUCAGUAUUGGGAAAGCAAGAGAGAACAAAUGGCGGAAUUGAAAGCACUCGCAGAGAUUGUCCUUGCUGUCCCAGCAACACAAGUAAGCGUGGAAAGCGCGUUCUCCGCACUCAAAUAUGUUCUGUCCGACCAGCGCGCUCGCCUCGCGCCUCAUAUACUUGAAGACAUUCUUAUUGUUCGUUCAGCAUGGUCAUCAUAG